AUGUCUACCGUACUCCGAUUGAGUCUUUUACUCAUUGUGCUUUGUGUUUUCUUGGGAAAGGCUGAAGAGGAGGCACAUUUACCAUCGCAUCAACUCAAUGCUAGAGAAGUUGAGCCAAAAGAAAACCCUGAGAGUGCCCGAAUUCGCGCGAAACGCUGGCCAUGGGGUAUGGGAGGCGGUUGGGGAUGGAGACGCCCGUGGGGUAUGGGUGGAUGGGGAAUGGGCAUGUACAGACCAUGGGGCAUGUGGGGCAGUCCUUGGGGAAUGGGCGGAAUGGGCGGAAUGGGCGGAAUGGGCAUGAUGGGAUGGCCAUGGUUUGGA
Molecule: messenger RNA, 321 nt
Organism: Mesorhabditis belari
Lineage: Eukaryota; Metazoa; Nematoda; Chromadorea; Rhabditida; Rhabditidae
Source: the annotation of a GenBank genome assembly